AUGGCGACCAAGUAAACAACGAAAUAACACGACAGAAAUUUGAUAAGGUGUGACUGUGAUAUCUGAGGAGAAACGAUUUGUUUACGCAAUCGACAAAUAGAACAGUGAGAUGGCAGCAUUUAACUCGGAUGGGUUUUCCGACAACUUUGAUGGGUCUGAAUUUGAUGCCCAUCGAAAAGCCAAAAUAUUGACAGAAAAGAAUGAAAAAAGUGAAGGUUUUGACAAUCCAUGCCUAGACAUAGAUGAUGGAACAGACAGUUCCCCCGCCACUCUUCCGGUCACCCAGGACGACAUCCACAUCGACACUUCCCUGCAAAGCAAUGGACACGCUACCUCCAAUACGUCAUCAUUGACAAUGACAUCACUUCCUGUUCUAUAUACCACAGAAACAGGUGGUUCUAAAGUCGUUGAAGAACAGGUCAUAAUCGGAGGUUCUAACGGAAAAACAAUUCAAACUCAACAGACAUGUUGCCAAAAUGUUCCAGAAAGAUGGAGGGAUAUAGAACGUCAAAAACCCUUGACUCAAACCCGAAUCAAAGUGCUCAAAAUUUUAAGUAUUGUAGCGUUAUUUUUAUUUUUUCCACUCGGGAUUCCGGCUGUUAUUUUUGCAUUUAGACUUCAGUCCACCCUGAAUGAAGGUAUAAUGCAAGGAAACAUAGACAAAGCAAUAAGUUUGGCCAAACGGGUAGAGCGACUUAUUAUCUUUGCCGGGCUCUUUGCUUUAUUAACAGGAAUUUUAGUUUUUGCCCUUGUUGAAAGAGCGCAUAUGUCUGAUGAAGAAUUGAAGGCAAACCUUAGAAACAGAAUAUUACCUGGCUAAUACUAGAUAUAUUAUAAUAAUUAGUAAUUAAAGUUGUGAAGUGGUAAAGAACAAAAUAGCAGAAUCUCUUAAGUGAUAAGUGCCAAACAUGUUAAUGGUAUUUUUGGCAGUGUGUAUAAUUUGGGAUAUUUUUGUAACUCUUACAUUCAGAAUCUUAUUAUUUAUUUGUGUUCUUUUACCUGUGAGAAUUACUGGAUUGUUUUAUAUUUUUAUAGUUGUAAUUUUGUUUUCAUUGCCACAAUAUUUAGACAAAUAAUUGUUUUGUCUAUCAACCUUACACUGAUAUUAUAAUGGUACUAUUUAUAGAAUCUCGCGAAGUAUAUAUAUUUUUUGAGUAGUAUUUAUAGAGGGAAGGUUUCAGACAGGCACAAAUGUCUUUGAGGUUGGAAAACAUAUAACUAAAGAAAAGACGUUUUGCUUUUGAAGAUGUCUUUUUUUUAAAAGGAUUUUUGAAGUGGUGUUUUUUUGGUCAAAUAGGCAGAGGAAUUAUUUUUAAUUUGCAAUAAAAUUUUUAUUCAUAGGUAUCUUAUCACACACUUGGUCUUGGUCCUUUUAUAUGAUUACUGAAUUAUUUUACAGUUUUUACCCCGUAAAAUGUGGCAUUUUCCAAUGCAAAUGAUUUCCAUGCUGCUCGUAUGGGUACAUGUUAAAUCUUGUUAAAAAGAACACAGUCAAAUAAACAUGUUAUACAAAUUUGUUGUUCGAAUUGGGUACAUGUUUUACCUCGUUAAAUUCAACAUAAAACGUGUUGUUCAUUCUAUAAAUAGUAGAAGAUUUGAAGAAUCCAGCUGUAAAUAUAUACCAAAAAGUAUUAUUUAAAUACCUGAAUGUUCAGUUUAUUUUGAUAUUCAGUGUUUGUGAUAAUUUUGUUGUCACAUGUGUUUCUGUUACCUGUUAUUAUAUUUCUGUAUUACAUUUGGGUGAACAUCUGCAUCAGAUAUCAUGUUUAAAUGUUAUAUUUGAUAUUCUGCAUAAUAUUUACAGUAUGAAUAAAACUUGCAGUAUCGAU
This is a messenger RNA of Saccostrea echinata, 1829 nucleotides long. RefSeq lists its product as uncharacterized. The record is from RefSeq and is a predicted model, not a curated record. The transcript has 2 exons. Bases 110 to 820 code for a protein of 236 amino acids. NCBI's taxonomy places the organism in Eukaryota, Metazoa, Mollusca, Bivalvia, Ostreida, Ostreidae.